Molecule: messenger RNA, 9683 nt
Organism: Chroicocephalus ridibundus (black-headed gull)
Lineage: Eukaryota; Metazoa; Chordata; Aves; Charadriiformes; Laridae
Gene: DRD1
Product: dopamine receptor D1
Exons: 2
Coding region: 4845-6200 (451 amino acids)
Biological process (GO): adenylate cyclase-activating adrenergic receptor signaling pathway; G protein-coupled dopamine receptor signaling pathway; vasodilation
Cellular component (GO): plasma membrane
Molecular function (GO): dopamine neurotransmitter receptor activity, coupled via Gs; G protein-coupled receptor activity
Source: RefSeq, a predicted model, not a curated record
CUAUUUUGUUGUAAAAUUUGGGGGGCUUAUGGCUGAAAGCAACCAGCUUCGCUCUGGGUUUGCACUGCAAACAUAGAGGGGGAUUACUGGGGAGGGAAGGAAAGGGGACGGAGCCUGAACAGGCCGUGAGCAGGAGUGGGGACGGGAGGGGAACACCCCACCUUUCCCUUCACAAACAACCAGGGGACGGUUUCCACCGCUCCUACAGCCUGUGCGUGCGGAGCCCUGCGGACGUGAGGCUGCUCUGUGAGCCUGCUGCCUGAUCUGCCACGGAGCAGAAACCCUCUCUGCAGGCUCCCUCCGCGCUGGCCCAGGGGGCUCUCCCAGGGGGGCUCUGCUGGCUGGGACCGGGGCCGCGCUCCCGCAGCCGAGCAUCAGUUCCUGGGACGGGAGAUGCCGGAGGAGCAGCAGUGCCCGGUCCUGCCUGGUGAGCACCCUGCAGCCAGUGCAGGAGCUCCGGAUCCCGGGAACCCGUAGCGCCGCCCAUCAAAUCCUUCCCAUUUAUACCCUCCUUGCAUCACCCUCCGUGUCCAGUUCUACCACCGCCUGAAUUAGCUGCCUUGAAAAACUACAUUCAGGCUUUCGUAAAUGGUGUUGCCUUUUGGGGUUUUUUCAUUGUCUUCUUCCCUGACAACGUCCAGGCUUCUGCACACACUUCACCAGUGACCUGACACCCAGGGAUGCUUUGUGCACCACUUGCCGUUGGAAAUCGCGCACAGAAAUGUGCUUUUUGAGAUCAGUCCUGCUGAAUCCCCCAGACUCCAAGGUCCAGCUGCAGAUGGACAUGCCUAUAAUCUACAGACCAAAACCCCCACCCACACUCAAUACUGAACAUUUAGGCCUCUUGUCGUCAGAGUUUGGGGACUAGAAAUCAUUUCUCUCACUGAUCCUUUCUCCCUGCUGGUGGAUCUUUAUCAUUCAAGAAUGAGCUUGAGAUCCUUGGAGAUGUUUUUUUUUUUUAGCAGCAAUGUAAUAGUUUUUUCUGCUGCUCCUCUUUGCUCUGUGCUUUUGUAGUCACUGCUGUGGUUCUCCCUGUGGAAUGCCCUACAGGAUAAUAUCAAUUUAACCACUGUGCUUCACUGGUCUUUAAGAGAGUUCACAGCUGUUGUUCAAUUUCCAGGAACCCUUGAUUUUUCCGAGAAGGUUAAAUUGAGGCUAAAGUUAUCUUGGCUUAUUAGUAUGACCACUUACUUAGAAACCUGACAGCUCUUUUAGACAUUAUUUCUGCUAACAUGCCUCAGCUGAUUUCACGUUUAAUAAAUCCCACGCAUGCAGACUCAAAAAGUCAUCCUGAGAGUGACGUGAGUACAGUUUGUAUCCAUGCAUUGCAAUAUUAUUUUGUAAAUUAAGCUGCCUUUCCCCAGCUCUAGCAUGUGUGCUGUUUUGUAGAUUAAAGCACGUUUAUCUCUGAAUGGAAGAUCUGGACUUUGUUCAACUCUGAUUUGGUCUUCCAGGAGCUAAUUACUGUUUGGAUAAAGAUCAUUUGGAUCAAGGUGCUACUCAGUAUUUAUAUUUUUAAAUCUUCAUAUGGACCAAACAGGAUUUUCUCCAAUCGCAGUCUCCUGGGAGGAGCAGGUGCCUCGCAGGGUGGUAAUAGAGACACAAAAGCUUUCCUCUGCUGGGCAUUGCUUUAACCCCAGCAUCAGUCAGUAGUGAUUGAGGAGCAUUAAAUAAAAUUAAAGAGCUCUUUUAUGUGGGCACCCAGGGAGAAUUAAACAAGGUCUGUGCUUGCUUCUGAAUCUCCAAGAAACACCUGCACCGUCGUCCUGUUGCUGGCAGUUUUAGGCAAGUCCCGACCUGGACGAGAGCUGAUCCUUCUGGCGCCGGCUGGAGGCAGGAUAGCCGGAGAGCAGCAAGAGGAAAAUUCACCCUGCACUUUGCAUAACUGGCUCCCGGAGUCGUGUCGAUCGGCCACCCAAUCCCACCACUAAAUUUACCUAAAUAAUAAGGAUUUAAUGGAUUUCACUUUUCUUCCUCACCUGGUAUGACUAUUAAGUCAUGAAAGUUUUAAAAGCUUACCAAUUAGCCGAAGUGACAAAUGAGUACGGCAGGGCGCCCUGCUUGAAAAGCUGGUGUUGGGAACCUGCGUAGCUGCUGAAGGGGCUUUGCUCCACUAGAAGGGUCUCGGCUGAGCCAGACCUUGUCACCCCUGAGCUGCUCACGCAAGCUGAGAGACGAGACAGGAGAGGGGCUCUGACUUCUGCAACACGCCCUGAAUUGCCAAGUAACGAACCACCCGGAGAUUUUUAAAGGCUGCCGUAAGCAGGAAGAUAAAAGGCAUUUUUUUAAUGUCGGAUUCAAAUGGAAGUUUUAAACCCUCACCCAUAUGAGCAGCAUUAGGGUAUUCCAGUGCUGAAUUUGGCCUCUGCCCCAGGAAAGGCUACUCCAUAGCAAAAAUGAACUAAAAGACUUUGCUCGACGAGCUGAUAAGCAGAUGAUUGAGAGCAGACUGCUCUCUUCUCUGCAACACGUACCUCAGCGUUUCUCUCCAAUACGCCUCGAAGAUCGUGCUGUUUGCGUACUCUGGAGCUGUGAUUUCUCCUGGAAUAACCCAGGAUGGCUGUGGUAGCAAGCCAUUCUGGAGGAGCCCCUUGAAGUUGUUAGAAAUAACAGUGCUCAGUGACUUCUUACGCAGGCAACGUUCCCCUCAGCCUAGGGUUUCUACCGAAAGGCAGGAGCAUGAUAACUUUUUCAGAAGAUAAGUAUCACACAGUAAACCUCACCUGUGUUGUGCUUUAAGAACAGCAGAAAAAAGAAAAAAAUCUUGAAAACAGAAAAAGAAAGCUCACAAUGAGUCUCAUUAGAGAUCUCUAUUACCGAACAGCACAGGAUUCAUUUUCUUGUCUAUUUUCACCCUUCCCUAGGGAUGAAUGAUGAUCAAAGGACAGGAUAAUAAGAAGGGGGGAUUGAGAACUUGCUGAGAAGCAGUUAAAAAAAAAGAGAAUGAGAGGAGGAAAGGAAAACAAGUGUUUUAGCUAGUCAAGGUUAGUACAGCACUGUAUCUGCUUUAACUGACAUUAUGAAAAAUUAUAGAUGGCACAAAAGCAACUUCACUAAUGACGAACCCUACAAAAUUUAUCUUGACAACUUAGUGAGCUUAUUUGUUCUUCUAGGAGGUUUUUACCCCCCCGCGAUGUUUUUUAUCUUAAUUUUCUGAUUUUUUUUUUGGAGUAAGAUUCCUACACAAAGGUAGCAACUCGCACCUCAGCACGUCCAUCAUCUUCUGUUGCCUGUUGUGGGUAAGGAAGGGGACGCCGGGCAGACAGACCUUCCCUGGAGGGGCGAUGCUGCCGAGCCCUGCCCCGGGCAGAAGGAAGCUUUUGCCGCCGGGACCCCCCGGCACCGGAGAUGCUCGGCCCGGGGCAGGCUGCGGGAGAGCGUGAGGAGCUGCCUCCGCCAGCGCUUUCCUGAGAAGGGGGAAAAAGCAUGUUAGGAGCUGGACCCGAUCCCUGGAGCGCAGCCCCGCUGAGCAGGAGGUGGGAUUAUUGCGGGGUGGUUAUGGAGAGCUACAACCUGGCAGCGGAGCGUUGAAGCGACUUGUCCCUGCUGGAAGAGGAACCCUCUGUGGGCACCGCCAGUGUGGCCGAGGGGAGAUCACUCGGGUCCUUCUCCUCCUCUCGCCUUUCUUUCUCCUUCCAUUGAACAACAGAAGACGGAACUGCUACUCGGCUCUUGCCAGUGUUGGGAAUACUGUGCCUUUUGCCUGGGAUGAUUUUCCCCGAUGUGCCACUUCGACGGGAUGUACAAAGUGCGACCGGGACGGAUCCAGCCAAGAAAGUUUGCGGAGUGAUCCGCAGGGGCCGUGGGAUGGAGGUGGCUGGGGACAUGCCGGCGGGGUCCGUCACACACGGUCCAACAGCGCAGACCUGCUGCUGCUCCCGUGAGAACUAACUCCUGAUGGUCAAACCCUGCCGGCUCCUCUUUUUACUUCUCCCCUGCCAAUUCGCACUUUCAGGGGAAAAAAACCACACACAGGCACCUGAUGCAAUGCAGUAUUUCUGUGUUGGUUUUGUAUAUAAGAUUUGCUAUGCAAUUCCAGAACUAAAAGAGGAGGAGAGACGGCCCUGCAUCCCAGAGCAAACAGAGAAUCAGAGGUGAAAGGUAGGAGCCAGCAUUUCUUGUUUAAAUAAAACUAAAUAACCUGAGCUGCUUCUUACUGAAAACCUUUAAAACACACCUACUGUAUGUUUAUUUUCUUUGUCUCGGAAGUGUAAAACUUAAAACAGUUUGAAGCAAAGUGAAGAAUUGCUCUCUGAUGCUGCCCAGAAACAGAGAACUGAUGCAUUUUCUAACAGGAGAGUACUGAGGAGGAAGGAUGGAGUGUUUAAUCAGUGAGACAUUUAGGAAACUAAACUAGAGAAAAAGCACCUCGUAUAGUACGCUUCAGUAAAUAUGAAGGGCUAGUGCAACGGACGCUGGAAACACUCGAUCAAUAGCCUAUUUAAGUGGGAAUAUAUGCAAGCAUGGAAAAGUGAUUGCUUUCCUGUCCGUGGGGUGUAUUUGCCGAGCGCAGCAGCAGAGCCUUCGCAGGUGAGCUUGUCUGAAUUAGGCUACUUCAUGCCGGGGUGGUGCAGUGUGUUUCUGAAGGGGUUGCUUAAAAAACCCCCAGUCUGGAGGGUGGGCUGUAUUUGUGCAUUUUCAGUUGCUGCUCGUAGAGCUUUCGGUGCUGUUCAGGAUGAUUCAAAGUGGGUGAAGUCCAUCUGGGGGCGAAGGGACUGUAAGAAAGGACCUCUGGUCUGUUUGGUGAUGAGUAAUUAAUGGACGUCUGAUGUCUCUGAUCUCUGCAAGGAAAGGAGCUGAUGUCGUCAUGAAAAUCAUGGUAUGAUUUUCCCUCAGGAGAAACUAUGACUUGGAACGAGACCACUAUGGACGGGGAAGGGUUGCUGGUGGAAAGGGACUCUUCCUUUCGGAUCCUCACAGGCUGCUUCCUCUCGCUGCUGAUCCUCUCCACGCUGCUGGGAAACACGCUGGUCUGUGCAGCUGUCAUUAGGUUUCGCCACCUCAGGUCCAAGGUGACCAACUUCUUUGUCAUCUCCUUGGCCGUGUCAGAUCUCUUAGUGGCAGUUUUGGUCAUGCCGUGGAAAGCUGUGGCUGAGAUCGCUGGUUUCUGGCCUUUUGGUUCCUUUUGCAACAUCUGGGUGGCCUUUGAUAUUAUGUGCUCAACGGCCUCCAUCUUAAAUCUCUGUGUCAUUAGUGUGGACAGAUACUGGGCCAUCUCCAGCCCAUUUAGGUACGAGAGGAAAAUGACCCCCAAGGCAGCCUUCAUCAUGAUCAGCGUGGCGUGGACUUUGUCUGUGUUGAUUUCCUUCAUCCCCGUGCAGCUGAACUGGCACAAGGCUACAACCACAAGCUUUUUGGACCUAAAUGCCAGUUUACAAGGUAUAAGCAUGGACAACUGUGACUCUAGCCUGAACAGGAUGUAUGCCAUCUCCUCUUCUCUAAUUAGCUUCUAUAUACCUGUGGCCAUCAUGAUAGUAACUUACACGAGGAUAUACCGGAUUGCUCAGAAGCAAAUACGACGCAUCUCGGCUUUGGAGAGAGCAGCAGUGCAUGCCAAGAACUGCCAGAACACGAGCGGCAACAGGAGCAGCAUGGACUGCCAGCAGCCGGAGAGCAACUUCAAAAUGUCCUUCAAGAGGGAAACGAAGGUUUUAAAGACUUUGUCGGUGAUCAUGGGGGUGUUUGUGUGCUGCUGGUUGCCGUUUUUCGUAUUGAACUGCAUGAUUCCCUUCUGCGAGCCUACCCAACCGUCCAAGGGAGCGGAAGCUUUCUGCAUUAAUUCCACCACCUUUGAUGUUUUUGUUUGGUUUGGAUGGGCUAACUCUUCCCUCAACCCCAUAAUUUAUGCCUUCAAUGCUGAUUUCCGCAAGGCGUUUUCAACCCUGCUGGGAUGCUAUAGGCUCUGCCCUAUGUCCAGCAAUGCCAUAGAGACUGUUAGUAUUAACAAUAAUGGAGCAGUUGUUUUUUCGAGCCAACAUGAGCCCAAAGGGUCCAGCCCCAAAGAGUCUAAUCUGGUUUAUCUGAUUCCACACGCAAUUAUGUGUCCGGAAGAAGAACCUCUCAAAAAGGAAGAAGAGGGUGAACUAUCUAAGACCUUGGAGAAAAUGUCUCCAGCACUGUCGGGUAUCUUGGAUUACGAAGCUGAUGUUUCUUUGGAAAAGAUCAAUCCCAUUACACAAAAUGGGCAGCAUAAAACCUGAACAGUAAGGUUAACCCAGGAAGACCUAAUAGUGUAUAUUGUAAUAAUCUUUUUUUUUUUUUAAAAAAAGAUAUACAAGAUUUUUUUGGUAAGAAACUAAACUCUAGGGAGAAAUACACAUUUACACCAAGCCCAGAAUUAAUUUUCCUGGCAUUCGAAGCAAAUUUAACCUUUAGAACAGUAAACAGGAAAAGAUACUGAAAAUUGGUUAAAAAAAGGGUAUUAAACUGUGCUGUUCAUACUGAGGGAAAUAUACAAAUUUAGAUACAGUGCAGUUUCAAAGAAAACAUUGCCUCUCUCCACUGAGAAGCCGAUUUCUAGCUUAAAAUGAGGCAGAAGAUAAGUGUUAAGUAUUUAAAGAUUAAUGUUUACUAGAAGUUCAAAGAUUGCCGUGUCUUGUGCUAGUGGGUGUUAACAGGUCCUAAUUAAAGACUGAGGGAUUGUAAAGGUAGGUAGAUGCCUUCUUAAAAUUAUUUCUGACAAAUAAUUGAGCCUUAUAAUGAGAAUGGUUAUUUUUAAAGCUUUGGGAGGUAAUAUGUUGAUACUGGUUUUAUUUAUUUAUUGUUUUAAAUUGAUAUUUUUCAUAUGUUAUAACAGAUCUAGCUUUAUUUAUGUUAUUUAAGAUGUCUAAAUAAUGGGAUAUUUUUGGAGUGUCAUAACUGCGUUUUGACCAGUCAACCAGUCAGCACUUUAUUACAGGCUCUGAUAGUCUGGAAAGCCGGUGAGGGGAACGGAGGAAUGUUAACAAGCUCAGCAAGAAAUGAAGGAAUCGACAAAACCGAUGCUGCGUGGAGUUUGUUUGCUUGUGGGCUUUUUUUUGUUGUUAAGUGGGAUUUCUUUCAAAAGAUAGGACCAGCGUUGACUGAGUUGUGAAUUCUCUUCCCUUAUAGAAAUAAAAGAAAUUGCUGCUAUUUAUUUUUAAAAAAAGUCUCAUGUUACAAAGACUUUGCUAGAAUGUCAAGUUUGUGGAUCUGUAAAUACCUUAAAUAUGACUACAACCUUAAGAAGAAUCCAAUUUGAGAAGAGAAGCUUCUUAGAUAACAAUUCUUAGUAUAUAAUGUUUUGUAUUUAUGUAAGAUAAACAGCUUUCUCAGACUUUUCUUAUUUCAAGUCUUGGAUAUCUUUUCUGAACAAACACAAUUGGUUAUAAUGGUAGUAAACAUGCCAGACCUCGUUACCAUCUCUAUUACUGCAGUACCACCAGGAUCAUGCUGUCUGUCUGCUGCUCUAUCACCGUCAGAAUUAAAAAGUGAGGUACCUAGUGCUUUACUUUGGAAACGAGGAGGACAUUACAUUUUAGUAAUUACCAUGUCAAUAGUCCAUUCGAUAAAGAAUAGUGCCUCAUUACCAUUUUGGAUUAAGACAUUUCUAAAUACGGACGGAACUGCGGCCCCCACCUCCAAAACGUCCUGUGAGCUCCAAAAAAGUUGCCAAUGUUUGAUUAAAAAAAAACCCUGCUACUUUUCCAUUGUCCUUCCCUGCUGCUUUCCCUGUGUAAUGCCAAAAGCAAUCAGUGAACGUUAGCAACAGGAACAUUGGGUGUUAAUAUUCAGCAGCAAUCGAAGAAAGCUCUUUGUUUUCUGAAUGGGAGAAAAUACCCUUUGGAGCAACUUUUUCAAAACAUAUAUCAAAAAAAUGUGUUGUCAGGAAAAGAGAACUGAGAGGGAAAAAAAAAAAAAAGUCUAAUGAACUAUAUACAUCCUGCAUCAGGUCUGUGUAUUUAUGUAUUGUGAAUGUUUUCAUAAUUUUAUUGCCUGUAUGCUGCUUUCAUACAUAUAAUAAAAUUAUUUUGUGAACAGAAGGUCAAAUAAAGCAAUCUACAUUGCAUUUAUUAAAUACACGCUGGGUGUUGGCAGUUUUAUCGAUUGUGUUAAAGGCAAGGACAGUUCCUCUUUUUCCAUUUGCCCUUAUUUGGGAUCACACACGUGAGGCAGGUGGGAAUUUUUAUUAGAAGCAGGAGAAAGUCCUCUCUCCCGAGAGACCUCUGAGCCCUUGCUCUAAACUAGGAUUUGAAAGCAGUAAACACAGUUUGGAAAUGACCAGAGUCUGCUUUAAUGUGACUAGUUAAAAUGUGUAAAGCUCGACCUACCAGUGACUCUUAUUUCAAUAAUUUUUUUUGCCUUGAUGUAACAGAGUAGUGAACUUGGUUUAUGGUGUGCUUUUAUUGUGGCUUUUUUUUUUUCUUCUUUUUUCCCCAAGCUGUGCAGUACUUUCCAAGGCCUGUGUCUGUUUUGUGGAACAAACCGAACCAUUUCAGAAGUGAGGUGAUGGGUGCAGCUGAGGUGCAGCAGUGUCCCUCUAUUUGCGGCCGCCCUCUCCUUUAUUUUGCCUCUCUCAGAAGAUUCAUUUUGAAAUGAAGAAGCAAACCAACACACAAACGUGGUCACUUCUGCCUCGAGCAUUACCGGCAUGACCCAUUUGGCAGCUGGGAUCUGCGGUGAUGCCCAGUUCCCCCCUCGUUCGUGCUGACCCCCCUUGGCCAGGGGAUGCAGCAGGGCUGGGGGCAGGCAGGGGGUCCUGUCUGCCUCCAGGCUCUUUUAGCUCCUUACGUAAAAUUUCCUUCCAUGGUGCUGAUUCCUGUUUUUUUUAUUAUUUUUUUUUGGUACCGUUGAGGAUUUAUUUUGCUCCUUAAAAAGCGCACAGGCCAAAGAUGAAGUUCUGUCGUUGCUUAGUCAAAUACAUUUGCCUGCAAGGGCUUUUAUUCUCAAAACUCCCAGCAGUUUGAUACAACAGCAAAAUACAAAAUACAAUUUAAGGAGAUGACGUGAAGCAAGAGGCUGUACUUUUUGUACUAGUUUGUAUGGUGAUGAUUUGUGUUCUGAAACAAGUGGCUGGUCUAGUGUGACCAAGAGCUGCCCCCAGACCUCCCUGCUCGCAGCUGGACACGGGUUUCGGAGGGUCUGCGGGGGUCAGUGGGGAAAUGCUCCCUGCUAUCGCUGCUAGCUGCUUCCCUUGGCGUGACAGGCUGAAGGCAGGGCAGGGGAGACAACUGCAUGAGUUGAUUUUACUGUUUUCUCACUCCUUCUGUUUAAACUGAUUUUUGCUUCUGCCUCCUUCACCUUACGUACAUUUUAGAAUACCAUGAAUUCGCCUUGAUCCUCCCUUACUGACGUCCCGCAUUUACCCCUUCAUUUUCCAGCCUUCCCAAUGUGCGUUUCUUUACCUGCCCUCUCUUCCUUUCCUCCUACCGGUGCCAGAGCCGUUCUGUCACCCCGUUUGGCUUCAUUGGCCCCAAUAAUCAUAGAAUCACAGAAUCACAGAAUGGUUGGGGUUGGAAGGGACCUUAAAGAUGGUCUCAUUCCAACCCCCCUGCCCUGGGCAGGGACACCUCCCACCAGACCAGGCUGCUCAAGGCCUCGUCCAGCCUGGCCUUGAACCCCUCCAGGGAUGGGGCAGCCACAGCUUCCCUGUUUGCUUGGGAGAAAAAUCCAACUUAAAAUCUUAUCCCCCAGCACGGCCCAGAGUCCCCUUCCCACGGCCUGCG